UUUUUUUUCUUCGUUCCUUCUCUCUUAUUUAUUUCAUUGCGUACAGAUCUCCCCAAGCUUCUAACAUGCUUAGCUUUAUCGUUGAUAUGUUCCCUGCGGUCUAUGCCGAGGAGAAGAAGGCUCAGGAGGCUCAUGCUCCUGAUCAUGAUUUGAUAGAUGACAAGCAUAAAGGGAAUAAUGACCACAAGGAGGAGAAGCAUGACAAGCAAGGAGAUAAGCAAGAUCACAGAGAAGCGAAACAGCAAGACGAGGCGGAGGAGAAAAAAGAGGAUCAUAAAGAGAGCCAUAAAGAAGACGAGGGAGAUGGACAUAAGAAUGUAAAGCAAGCAAGCGAUGAAAAGCCCGAGAAAGAGAGCAAGAGCAGCUCAAAAGAGAGUACUCCAGCUCCUCCAGAACCGGAGGAAGAAGAGGAGCCAGAAGAUAUCAAGCCCAAGAUCGAGGAAGCUUGUGCCGAGACUGCAGCUUGUACAAAAUUGAAGCAUCACCUUGAUGAGUGCACGCGCCGUGUCGAAGAAGAAGGCGCACAUGAGGACUGUAUAGAAGAGCUCUAUCAUUUCUUGCACUGCGUCAAUGAAUGUGCUGCUCCAAAGUACUUCAACAAACUUGCUUAGGAAAAAAACUAAAAUAAAUGCAAAAACCCAAUUACAAUAAAAACAC
Molecule: messenger RNA, 657 nt
Organism: Lobosporangium transversale
Lineage: Eukaryota; Fungi; Mortierellomycota; Mortierellomycetes; Mortierellales; Mortierellaceae
Product: ubiquinol-cytochrome C reductase hinge domain-containing protein
Exons: 3
Coding region: 66-611 (181 amino acids)
Biological process (GO): mitochondrial electron transport, ubiquinol to cytochrome c
Source: RefSeq, a predicted model, not a curated record